UGCCUCUUGGGAGUAUCUUCGAGGGCGAGAGCGAGCCGAGAAUCGGAGGAGACGGAGAAAUCGUGCUCACUACGCAGCAAUGUGCUCGACAUUGACCGACCGGUGGAAGUGGUGACGGAGGAGGACGAUGAUGGGGGCGGUUCCGGAGUGUAGGGAUCGGUAGAUGCCCUAGAGGAGUGGAGGAAGGAGGAGGGAAGAGAUGAAGGCUCCAAUGGCGUCGGUGAAGAGGAGGUGGAGGGGCCCCUCCGUGGCGGUGCUCGCCCUCGUCUUCUGCUCGCUCCUCGUCCCCCUCGCCUUCCUCUUCGGCCGCUUCCCUUCCGGUUACGGAACUGACGAGCGGCCACAGCAGGAAGUUGGGUUUCACUCUUUCGGUCAGGCGGAAAGGGUCAAAAAAUCGCCAGUGGAUCAGCAGCCUAAUGUUGAAAAGAUCAUGGAGAAAUUUAGACCGACUUUGCCAAAGGGUGUUAUGGAGAAGGAUGUGGUCCAAGCUAGGGGGCACUUGCUUGAGAAACCUGCCAUCGACUCUUCCCACAAUGAUGCAAUAUCAAACUCUCAACCAAAAGUUCCUCUGCCACCACAAAUUGCUACACCAAAACCACUAGAACCUCCAGAUAGAAGCGUAAGACUUCCCUUUUGGUGUAUCAGCAACUACACAGAUGUUAAUAUUUGGAAUGGCGGCAAUAUUCACAAGAAACAAGCCAAAGAUUUGAAGGGUGAUGAAGUUGAAAAAUCUUGUCAACUUGAAUUUGGGAGCUACUGCCUCUGGUCUGUAGAACACAAAGAAGUAAUGAAGGAUUCUACAGUGAAAAGACUCAAAGAUCAACUGUUUGUGGCUAGAGCAUACUACCCAAGCAUUGCAAAACUUCGUGGCCAAGAGAACUUGACCCGUGAGUUGAAACAGAGUAUUCAAGACCAUGAACGAGUGCUAAGUGUAGCAAUUGUUGAUGCCGAUCUUCCACCUCUUAUUGAGAAGAAGGUAAAGAACAUGGAGCAGACAAUUGCAAGAGCCAAAUCAUGCUCGGUUGAUUGCAAUAAUAUUGACAAGAAACUCCGGCAGAUACUUUAUCUGACUGAGGACGAAACUCAUUUUCAUAUGAAGCAGAGUGCGUUUCUCUACCGGCUCGGUGUUCAGACAAUGCCCAAAAGUUUACACUGCUUGUCUAUGAGGUUGACAGUUGAAUAUUUCAGAUCUCCACCAGCUGAUUCAGAGCACUUGCAUGCUCACAAGUUUGACACCCCAAAAUAUAGGCACUAUAUUAUAUUCUCUAGGAAUAUCCUUGCGGCUUCUGUUGCUAUUAAUUCAACUGUAAUGAGUUCUGAGGUGACAGGGAAUAUGGUUUUUCAUCUGCUAACAGAUGCACAAAAUUACUAUGCCAUGAAACUCUGGUGUUCUAGGCAUUCUUACAAGGAAGCAGUUCUUCGUGUCAUAAACUUUGAAAGCCUUGUUUUGAAAAAAUUACAUAAUGUUGCUCCACAGAAGCUAUUUUUGUCUGAAGAGUUCCGGGUUUCUAUUCAUAACAUGGACCAACCUACUGCUAAGAUGAGAACAGAAUAUUUAUCUGUUUUCAGUCACUCACACUUUUUCCUUCCAGAAAUAUUCAAGAACUUGCAAAAAGUUGUCAUAUUGGACGAUGAUGUGGUCGUUCAGCGUGACUUGUCUCCGUUAUGGAACCUAGAUUUGGGAAACAAGGUGAAUGGUGCUGCCAAAUUUUGUGGGGUUAGAUUACGUCAGCUGAGAAGAUACUUGGGAAAAAACAUCUAUGAUGCUGAUUCUUGCGCCUGGAUGUCCGGACUUAAUAUAAUUGAUUUGGAGAACUGGAGGAAAAACAAUAUUACUGAGAAGUAUCUGCUACUUCUCGAACAGUUUCAGGGUAAUAGUGAGGCGUCCCUUCAAGCUUCUGCCUUUCCGAUAAGCUUACUAGCAUUCCAAAAUCUAAUCUAUCCCUUAGAUAAUAAGUGGACACUAUCCGGGUUUGGUUAUGAUUAUGGACUCGAAGCAGAUGACGCAAGGAAUGCCGUUUCAUUACAUUACAAUGGCAACAUGAAACCUUGGCUUGAUUUAGGUAUACCAGAGUACAAGAAGUAUUGGAAGAAAUUUCUCACACGAGGAGAGCGAUUUAUGGAUGAGUGCAAUGCACACCCAUAAAAAAUCUCGAGAUGAUUAAUUGGGAUUUUGAAGGUUAUCAGAGAAACUAAAUGAUGGUUACAUCUUACUCUCUUGACUCAAUUUUGCCUAUGCUGCAUCAAAUGCUUGUAGCUUCCCAAAGACAUGCUAUAUCAUAUUUGUGGUGAAAAGUGAAUGGUGUGGCAGCGAAGAAAAUGGUCCUUUAUGGCCAUUCAUUUUGAAAAGAGCAGAAGAUCCAUAAUAACUUGUUUAUUGGACUUCUAGCGUUCUGAAAUGAUUUUUCAGCAGUUAGAUGUUGGAGAGUA
This is a messenger RNA of Ananas comosus (pineapple), 2430 nucleotides long. RefSeq names its product probable galacturonosyltransferase 7. Bases 200 to 2146 code for a protein of 648 amino acids. The record is from RefSeq and is a predicted model, not a curated record. The transcript is spliced from 10 exons. Lineage: Eukaryota; Viridiplantae; Streptophyta; Magnoliopsida; Poales; Bromeliaceae. Gene Ontology annotation, molecular function: polygalacturonate 4-alpha-galacturonosyltransferase activity.